AUGAGUUUAAAGCAAUUGGUAUUGACACUAUCGCCAUUACUACUCCUUACUACUCCCACAGCAGCUGAUAGUUGGUCGUCACUAGGAUGUUUCAAAUCCUCAGACGUAUCCUCCCUCACUUCAAAAGGCUCAUACACUUACCAAUCUUCAGGAUACUGCGAAGAACAAUGCUCAGGCAAGAGAAUAGCAGCAUUGAUCAACGGUAACCAAUGCUAUUGCGGUGACACCGACCCUACAAACAAAGCCAGUAGCUCCAACUGUGACUCAAAAUGCUAUGGCUACGGCCUGGAAAACUGUGGUGGAAGCGGAUACUACACCGUCUACGUCAAUGCCGAUGUCGAUAACCUGGAGAACAACGAAUCUAGUUCUAGUAGUACCAGCUCAAGUAGUACCCGUACUAGCAGCAGCAGCAGCAGUAGUAGUAGUUCAACAAGCACGCAAAGUCCAUCGACUAGCACAGUAGUACAAACAACAACUGCAUCUCCAACAGAGAACAACGAGACCACAGAAUCAGAAUCAGAAACACCAACGACAACAGAAUCUAGUGCAGCACCAGAAACCACAACAUCAGUGCAAUCCUCAGUUGAAGCUACCACUAUUAUCUCAACAGUGAUGAAUUCCCAAAGUAGCGGCAAACAAUCAGUCAUUUAUCGUACAGUGAUUGAAACUCCAUCUCUAGCAUCGACCUCCAGUACCAGUAGUAGUAGUAGUGCUAGUGCUACAACCACACCUCCAUCAUCUUCAGGAAUUGCUCUAGCAAGCUCAACUUCAUCAAGUUCUGGAUCAGCUGCAGAUGCAUCAGCUACACCAACCUCCACUUCACACAAGAAGGGCACUUCAGGAGGUGUCAUUGCCGGUGCCGUGGUUGGAUCAGUUGCCGGAGUAGCGGCAAUCGCAUUCCUCAUAUUUGGGUUCCUUUGGUACAGAAAGAGAAGACACAAUGAUUACGACUCAGACGAUGAUGCAUUUACAUUAUCUGGUCCAGAAAAAUCAGCUGGUUUCUCUCAACCACAGCCACCACCUUCUUCCUCAGAUCCACAGGGCCCCAACCCAUUCUUACUAGCUGGAGGAUACGCUUUCGACACGUCCCAACAGGAAGACCCAGCACUUUCACGAAAUGGCUCACAGCAGCAAUCACUUAAUCACCACCACAAUGAUUUUGUUGGUAAUAACAACAAUAAUAACAACAAUAACAACAACAACACAUCGCCACGAGGGCAAAACGGCAUCAGUGCUAUAAAUGCUACGCCACGAUCAAAUAUACCAGAGCAUAGGUACAGUUCAAGUGGAGGAACAAGCGGAAACUCGUAUCCUCACGAAGACUAUGCCGGUGCAGCAUAUUAUGAUACAAAUAGCGGACAAUACAGCUACCCAAACCGUGCAGGCAGCAACGCAGGUAGCAGUAAUGGCAUUAUCACUGGAAACGGCAAUGGAAACUCACAUGCAUAUGGAUCACUACUUACCAACGGAGGAGCAGGAACAGGAGCAGGAACAGCAGACGGAUUGGGCUUAGGCGCAUUGCCACAACCAGAAAUUGGAAGGAGAAAAUUGAGUAAUGGGUCAUUACCAGAUAUGAUUGCUAGAGAACCAGGAUCAUUAAAAGUUGUCAACAACUAG
Messenger RNA from Lodderomyces elongisporus, 1617 nucleotides. It is a transcript of the gene WSC2, whose product is annotated as Wsc2p. NCBI's taxonomy places the organism in Eukaryota, Fungi, Ascomycota, Pichiomycetes, Serinales, Debaryomycetaceae. The coding region runs from base 1 to 1617 and encodes 538 amino acids. The record is from RefSeq and is a predicted model, not a curated record. The transcript has a single exon.